Histoplasma mississippiense is the source of this 1239-nucleotide messenger RNA. RefSeq lists its product as hypothetical. NCBI's taxonomy places the organism in Eukaryota, Fungi, Ascomycota, Eurotiomycetes, Onygenales, Ajellomycetaceae. The record is from RefSeq and is a predicted model, not a curated record. Gene Ontology annotation, cellular component: nucleus. The transcript has 4 exons. Bases 1 to 1239 code for a protein of 412 amino acids.
AUGGGUAAGAAGAAGCGUGGUCAUCCGGACCUCGAGGAGCUCCUCAGUCGGCCCUGGUGCUAUUACUGCGAGCGCGACUUCGACGACUUGAAAAUUCUAAUUUCUCACCAAAAAGCGAAACAUUUCAAAUGCGAUCGAUGCGGUCUCUCUGUUCACAUGAGCCAAGUCCAUAAAGAGACAUUAAGCGCUGUGGAUAAUGCUCUACCCAACCGGUCAAGUUUGGAUAUCGAGAUAUUUGGCAUGGAAGGUGUCCCAGAAGAUGUCUUGCAGGCUCAUAAUCAACGGGUCAUGACUCAAUAUCAACAGGCUGAGGCGGAACGUCGUGCUGUGACUGGGAACCCCGCAUCUGGAGCGCCAGGUGGUGGCAGUCAGCCUAAAAAACCUAAAUUCGAAAGCCCUGCAGAAUUGAAAAAAAGGCUUGCGGAACAUAAGGCGAAGCUUGCGGAACAGGCGGCUGGAGGGAGCAGCGGUGAUGAAACUCCUAUUGGUGUUGGGCAGACAACUGCUGCUACAUAUGUUCCAACGACUCAGCAUCCUACGAGCCAACAGCAGUUGAAUGGCUCAAGUCAGCCGUAUCAUUACCCACAGCCCUAUGGGCAUACUGGCGCUGCUUAUCAACAAGGUGCGACUUCGUUCCAGAAGCCACCAGAUUACGCUUCUCCCACCUAUGGUCAAUACCCACCUACGGUACAUCAGUACUCCACAACUCAGUUCAACCCUCCCCAAGUGUCACCUCAACAUUACCCGCCCGCUACGUCGGCUUUGCCGCAGCGCCCGUUGGCCUUCCCCACGUCCAGUUUUGGAGCACCCCAAGUCAAUGCUUUCCAGAUGCAACAAUUACACCAUGGCCAACCUUCAUAUGGCUUAGAGCAAUCCCAGAGUAGUCGAAGCCCUUCAGGACCUCAUCUUGUUGGUGAACAACCCCCAACCUCAAUCGACGACUUGAUUUCAGGCGCGGCGAAGCAAGCGGAAGAAAUGGCUGGUAAACCCCCAGCUACUACAGUGAAGCCAAUUGACGGCGCCGGAGAGAAGCCAGCAAAGAAAGAGAAGGAAAAAUCGAAGGCUACGAGAAUGGUGUAUUCUGAUAACGAAAUAAGCCCCGAGGAGAAAAUGGCUCAGUUGCCUAGGUACGCAUAUCUUCCUGAACGGAAGGAGGAGACGGUCCUUGGGGACAACACUACUGCUGCAGUCGCGGGAAUCAAUACAGCUUCCGACCAAUUGGUAAAUCCACCCCAAUAA